Eucalyptus grandis is the source of this 1515-nucleotide messenger RNA. Its product is annotated as disease resistance protein RPV1. The record is from RefSeq and is a predicted model, not a curated record. The transcript has 4 exons. Bases 1 to 1515 code for a protein of 504 amino acids. NCBI's taxonomy places the organism in Eukaryota, Viridiplantae, Streptophyta, Magnoliopsida, Myrtales, Myrtaceae. Gene Ontology annotation, molecular function: protein binding.
AUGGGGCUGAGAUGGAGGGAAACUCUUAAGAAUCUUCUUCCAGAUUUGAGGUGGCUUGAUUGGCGAGAGUGCCAUUUCAUUCCUGAGCUAUGUAAUAUGGAUUUGAAGAAGUUACUCAUUCUCGAUCUGUCUAGGAGUCCGGUCACCAAAUAUUCACGAGUCUGGAGGCAAAUAAUGGAGGCGAGUCAAGAAGUUGCCCCAGAACUAGCCCAGAUGAAAUCUUUGAAGGAACUUUUGAUUGAUGGAACUGGCAUCGAAACAAUUCAUAUCCAAAAAGCUUCUUUGCAGAAACUCGAAAAACUUAGUGCUUGUGGCUGUGAAAAGCUGAAAGAUAUAUCCCCAAUUGGCCACCUAACGAAACUCAAAAGUCUUGCUCUGGAUGGUGCUAUUAAUUGGCAUCCGGAAAAUCCGAAACCUUUUGAGUUUCCUCAGAAUCUUCGGAGACUUUCUCUAAGGAAUUGUGAGAGGUUGUCGGAAGUUCCACCUUCCAUGGGGAACCUGAGGCUGCUGGAGGUGAUGGACCUUUCAUACACUGGAAUCAUAGAACUCCCAGGGUCAGUCAAGGAUUUGAGACAUCUGAAAACGCUGAAGAUGGAACACACUCACCUACAAAAAUUUCCUGAAGAUAUUGUGAAGUUGAAGAAACUGGAAGAGAUAGAUUUCUCUGGCUGCAGAAGUUUGAGGGGCCAAGUUCCUUGUGAUAUUUCAGGUUUAUCCUCUUUGAGAAUUUUGAGAUUGUCGUCGUCCAAUGUGGCUGGGCUGCCUCAGGGCAUUUGUGGUCACUCUCGCCUCCAAAUCCUUGACAUCCUUCGAUGCAACCGACUUCAAGCACUGCCAGAGUUGCCCUCCAGUUUACUCAGUCUCCGUUGGGGAUCCAGAAACAUGACAGUCCUCGACUUGUCAUAUUUGACAAAUCUGAAAGAGCUAUGCUUGAAAGAUUAUAAGCAGCCAGAAGCGUGGUCAUUGGGUCAGACUCCAAAUGUUGAGUGGAUCACGAGAUUACCAAGUCUAGAGACCUUGCAACUGUCCGUUUCAAAGGUCACCAAUCUCCCUGGGAAUUUUAGUGCCCUUACUCAGCUCCGGGAACUCUCUUUAUCCUACAUGAAGGAGCUAGACCUCACACAACUUCCCUCCUCAAGCUUAUUGACUCUGCGGCUCAAACACUGCAAGAUUCCAAAGCCAACAUUUUCUAGUCUGCAACACCAUCUGUCAGAACUAAAACUAAAAUACUGCGAAUUAGCAGAGAUUGUUUGUCUUGAAGAUUUAAAUCGUCUGGUAGUCCUGAUAAUUUUAUAUUGCAAAGGUGUGACAAACCUUAACGGGCUCAAAGAUUUACCACGUCUCAGGAAGGGCCACAAAAUACCCCAGACAAAUUCUUGGCAUCCAGCCAUUGGUAGCGGCAUCAACAGUCCCGCAUCAAAACCAUUGCUGAAGCCUGUAGGAUGCAUCCUCCAAAAGCCAUCUGCUGCCGCUCAGCUCUUUGAUUGCGAUGAGAAAGAGAAAACGAAGAAGUAG